Aphanomyces astaci is the source of this 457-nucleotide messenger RNA. RefSeq names its product ribosomal protein L20. The transcript has 2 exons. Gene Ontology annotation, molecular function: rRNA binding; structural constituent of ribosome. Gene Ontology annotation, biological process: ribosomal large subunit assembly; translation. The coding region runs from base 61 to 396 and encodes 111 amino acids. Lineage: Eukaryota; Oomycota; Saprolegniomycetes; Saprolegniales; Verrucalvaceae. The record is from RefSeq and is a predicted model, not a curated record. Gene Ontology annotation, cellular component: ribosome.
UUUGCAUCGUGCAUUGCCGCUGCAAAACCCUCCGCGUGAGAAGUCGCUCCAACCAGAAACAUGUCGUGGGCCAAGCACAAGAAGAUCCUGGCGAUGGCCAAGGGCUACCGAGGUGCCGCCAACUCGUGCUACCGAACGGCCAUCAACCGUGUGGAGAAGGGGUUGCAGUACCAGUACCGUGACCGAAAGCAAAAGAAGCGUGACUUUCGCUCGCUGUGGAUUGAAAAGAUCAACGCCGGGGCCCGCCAAGAGGGCUUGUCGUACUCCAAGUUCAUCGGGGUCUUGAACUCGUCGGACAUCCAAUUGAACCGCAAAGUGUUGGCCGACAUCGCCGCCACGGAACCGUACAGCUUCAAGUCCAUCAUGGAAGUCGUCAAGGAGCUCAAACUGAACUAGACAGUCUCCCCAGAAAACUAAAUCUGAACCGAAUGUUAUAUUAUCGACACCUCACAACAAC